Molecule: messenger RNA, 1530 nt
Organism: Pseudomassariella vexata
Lineage: Eukaryota; Fungi; Ascomycota; Sordariomycetes; Amphisphaeriales; Pseudomassariaceae
Product: pyruvate dehydrogenase E1 component alpha subunit
Exons: 4
Coding region: 152-1390 (412 amino acids)
Biological process (GO): pyruvate decarboxylation to acetyl-CoA
Cellular component (GO): intracellular membrane-bounded organelle
Molecular function (GO): pyruvate dehydrogenase (acetyl-transferring) activity
Source: RefSeq, a predicted model, not a curated record
CAGGUGAGAGCGACGAAAUCUCGGACUUUUCAAAGACCCAACGACCAAAUAAUUUGCUGGCCGGACGUCUCCAUUUCAUCCCCUGCAGCUUAUGUCUCGUCUGCCCGCCAACUUUGUACUUUUUUCCCUCACCACAUCAUAAGCGCCGACCAUGUUCUCUCGUGCGCUGAGGAUACCGAGGGCAGUGCCUCUGCGCGCUCGCGCAUCGGCUCCCGCUGUCGUUGGAGCUCUCAGAACUGUCACGACCAAUGCGGCCUCGGCUUCGCUGGACAAGGCGGUACCGGAGGAGGACGAUAAGCCUUUCCAAGUCACUCUGAGCGACGAGAGCUUCGAGACGUAUGAGCUCGACCCUCCCCCAUAUACCAUUGAGGUCACCAAGAGGGAGCUCCGACAGAUGUAUUAUGACAUGGUUUCGGUUCGACAAAUGGAAAUGGCCGCAGAUAGACUGUACAAGGAGAAAAAGAUUCGUGGUUUCUGUCACUUGUCCACUGGUCAAGAGGCCGUCGCCGUCGGUAUCGAGCAUGCCCUGACCAAGGAGGAUGAUAUCAUUACUGCCUAUCGAUGCCACGGUUUCGCCUUGAUGCGCGGUGCUACCGUCAGAUCCAUUGUUGGCGAGCUUCUGGGCCGUCGUGAGGGCAUCGCCUACGGCAAGGGUGGCUCUAUGCACAUGUUCUCUAAGGGCUUCUACGGUGGCAACGGUAUCGUUGGUGCCCAGGUUCCCGUCGGUGCUGGUUUGGCUUUUGCGCACAAGUAUAUGGGUCGCAAGAACGCCAGUAUUAUCCUUUACGGUGAUGGUGCUAGCAACCAGGGCCAGGUCUUUGAGGCUUUCAACAUGGCCAAGCUUUGGAAGUUGCCUGCCAUGUUUGGCUGCGAGAACAACAAGUACGGUAUGGGCACGGCUGCCAACCGAUCGUCGGCCCUGACCGACUACUACAAGCGUGGCCAGUACAUCCCCGGUCUCAAGGUCAACGGUAUGGAUGUGCUCGCCGUUAGGGCUGCCGUUAAGUACGGCAAGGAGUACACCACCGCUGGCGAGGGCGGCCCCCUAGUCCUCGAGUACGUCACCUACAGAUACGGAGGUCACUCCAUGUCCGACCCCGGUACCACGUACAGAACCCGCGAGGAGAUUCAGCGCAUGCGAUCGACCAACGACCCUAUUGCCGGACUCAAGCAGCGAUUGCUCGACUGGAGCGUCGUUUCCGAGGACGAGCUGAAGGGUAUCGACAAGGAGGCUCGUAAGCACGUCAACGAGGAGGUCGCCAUUGCUGAAGCCAUGGCUGCCCCCGAGGCGACGCACCAAAUCCUGUACGAGGAUAUCUAUGUCAAGGGUAGCGAGCCUCAGUUCAUUCGGGGACGUACUCCGGAUGAGGCUUACUACUUCAACAACUAAAUCAUGCAUGCAUAUGUCACUGUUAACCACGCAGCGCCUCAGUUUCCUACGAUAGCUAUCAAGACGGAACCUGUACUAUAGUCCAGAAGACAGGAGGGGGGGACCCAGUCUGAUAAUAGACAUUUGGCUGUUGAAAUCAA